AUGAGGACUCUGAACACCUCUACUAUGGAUGGGGCUGGGCUGGUGGUAGAGAGAGACUUCUCCUUCCGCAUCCUUACAGCCUGCUUCCUGUCUCUGCUCAUCCUGUCCACACUCCUGGGGAACACACUGGUCUGUGCCGCUGUCAUCAGGUUCCGACACCUGCGGUCCAAGGUGACCAACUUCUUUGUCAUCUCCUUGGCCGUAUCGGAUCUCUUGGUGGCUGUCUUGGUCAUGCCCUGGAAAGCGGUGGCGGAGAUUGCUGGCUUCUGGCCCUUUGGGUCCUUCUGUAACAUCUGGGUGGCCUUUGACAUCAUGUGCUCGACCGCGUCCAUCCUCAACCUCUGUGUGAUCAGCGUGGACAGGUAUUGGGCCAUCUCCAGCCCCUUCCGGUAUGAGAGGAAGAUGACCCCCAAGGCAGCCUUCAUCCUGAUCAGCGUGGCAUGGACCUUGUCUGUACUCAUCUCUUUCAUCCCAGUACAGCUCAGCUGGCACAAGGCGAAACCCACAAGCUCCUCUGAUGGCAAUGCCACUUCCCUGGGUGAGACCCUGGACAACUGUGAUUCCAGCUUAAGCAGGACAUAUGCCAUUUCAUCCUCCCUGAUAAGCUUUUAUAUCCCCGUGGCCAUCAUGAUUGUCACCUACACCAGGAUCUAUAGGAUCGCCCAGAAACAAAUACGGCGCAUCUCGGCCUUGGAGAGGGCAGCAGUCCAUGCCAAGAAUUGCCAGACCACUACAGGUAAUGGAAACCCAGUGGAGUGUUCUCAACCAGAAAGCUCCUUUAAGAUGUCCUUCAAAAGAGAAACUAAAGUUCUGAAGACUCUGUCCGUGAUCAUGGGGGUCUUUGUGUGCUGCUGGCUUCCUUUCUUCAUCUUGAACUGCAUGGUGCCCUUCUGUGGGUCUGGGGAGACCAAGCCCUUCUGCAUUGAUUCCAUCACCUUUGACGUGUUUGUGUGGUUUGGGUGGGCUAAUUCCUCCUUGAACCCCAUCAUUUAUGCCUUUAAUGCUGAUUUUCGGAAGGCAUUUUCAACUCUCUUAGGAUGCUACAGACUUUGCCCUACCACGAAUAAUGCCAUAGAGACGGUUAGCAUCAAUAACAAUGGGGCUGUGGUAUUUUCCAGCCAUCACGAGCCUCGAGGCUCCAUUUCCAAGGACUGCAAUCUGGUUUAUCUGAUCCCACAUGCAGUGGGCUCCUCCGAGGACCUGAAGAAGGAGGAGGCAGGUGGAAUGGCCAAACCCUUGGAGAAGCUGUCCCCGGCCCUAUCUGUCAUAUUGGACUACGACACCGAUGUCUCUCUAGAGAAGAUCCAGCCUAUCACACAAAACGGACAGCAUCCAACCUGA
Molecule: messenger RNA, 1341 nt
Organism: Callorhinus ursinus (northern fur seal)
Lineage: Eukaryota; Metazoa; Chordata; Mammalia; Carnivora; Otariidae
Source: RefSeq, a predicted model, not a curated record